AUGGAAUUCUACGAAAAGGCCGCCCCAGUAAUCCCCCGCCCAAACCCAAUGAAGGUCCUUGUCCUAUCACUCCCACGAACAGGAACAACAUCCAUAUGUGCAGCUCUCAGACAACUAGGGCUAAACCCAUACCACUUCAGCGAAGCCUCUAAGAACAAGAACAACGAGCACUUCCAGCUCUGGCUUCAAGCCGUUCGGGCCAAAUAUGAUGGAAUCGGGACCCAAUUUCGGGGGGAGGACUUUGAUCGGAUUCUUUGGAACUAUGAUGUACUCCCCAUGAUUCCAUGCUCCGGUGCCCUCUCUGACGACCCUUGCUGCCUUUUUAUUGACGAGCUGCUCUCCGCCUAUCCUAACGCACAGGUUAUCCUGACAACCCGCGACCGUUCCGCCUGGCUGCGUUCUAUGCAGAGAUUUAUCCUGGAGAUUCUGUCUUGGCGGUCGAUGCGUAUCCUCUCGUACUUUGAUCCCGAGUUCACCGGUCCGUAUCAGGCGUUGCUCAACCGGACGACAACUGUCCUGUCCCAGGGUCAGCCACCCUGCGCUCCGUCCUCUGUUCCGGCGUUACUGGCGUCGUUUGAUUCGCACUAUGAUCGUGUGCGGACUGCUGUCCCGGGAGAUCGGCUGCUGGAGUUUCAUCCGGGAAUGGGAUGGGAGCCGCUUUGUAAGUUUCUAGGCGUGGGGGUGCCGGAGGUGGCGUUUCCGCAUAUGAAUUCAGGACCGGAUGCCAUGAAACUCGAGGUUGAGCUUUAUUGGGAUAGGUGGGGUGCUGUUGGGAAACGAUUCGUCAGGAGGGUGAUAUUUUUGCUAGGCUUUUGGGGGUUGUUGGCUUGUUGGAGAAGCGGGGAGUGGUUCAAGUCGCAAGUCACGAAUAAUCAUCAUACCGUGUAG
Messenger RNA from Penicillium soppii, 888 nucleotides. RefSeq names its product sulfotransferase family protein. The transcript is spliced from 3 exons. Lineage: Eukaryota; Fungi; Ascomycota; Eurotiomycetes; Eurotiales; Aspergillaceae. The coding region runs from base 1 to 888 and encodes 295 amino acids. The record is from RefSeq and is a predicted model, not a curated record.